GCGUUCGUUGGGGUGUUCAUGAUCAGGGAUUUCACAGCCAGGCGCAGAUAUCUGGGAUGGAGAAUACACGCUUUACUGAAGAGGAAGAGGCUGAGGGAAGAAGAUGCUUUCAAUACCUGGUAGAGAAGGGUCUUGAUAAUGCUGCUAUUAUCAAGAGGUUUGACACCAUAGCUGAGAAAUACGACAAGAUGCAGGAUAUAAUUGGCAACAACUUGCCGAAAUGGAUGGGAGAGAGUCUAGCGGCUCUGUAUACCCGCAACCGACAGACUGUCAAGAUCUUGGAUGUAGCUGCAGGAACUGGAUUGGCCUCUCACGAGAUGCGGAAACACGGAUUCCUGCACAUUGAUGGUCUGGAACCGUCUGUCGGGAUGCUUGAACAGGCUAGGAAAAAAAACUUGUAUGAGCGAUACAUAUGUGACAUUCUUGCUGACAACAGCCUGGAUAUUUCUGAUGCAACAUACACUAUAGUAACAGUGGUCGGUCUCAGCUCCGAAAUAUUCAGUACACUGCCCAUCAAGGCAUUCGAGGAACUGGUGCGUGUCACGAAAUCAGGUGGCCAUAUCUUGAUGAAUCACUUCGACUACAUCUUCGAGAGGGAUGUCCUCCGUGCGAAUCUCUCCAGCCUAGAGAACUGUGGGCUAUGGAAACUGGAGGACAAGCAAAUUAUGCCCGAGAUCAAGAAGGGGAUUACCGGUCAUCUGCAUAUCUAUAAAGUUCUGUAGUCCUACACCAGGAGGAAACAAGGUGAUGACCGGUCAUCUUCAUGUCUAUCACGUUCUGCAGUCCUACACCAGGAGGAAACAAGGGGAUAUCUUGUCAUCUGCAUGUCUAUCACGUUCUGCAGUCCUACACCAGGAGGAAACAAGGUGAUGACCGGUCAUCUUCAUGUCUAUCAAGUUCUGUUGUCCUACAUCAGGAGGAAACAAGGUGAUGACCGGUCAUCUUCAUGUCUAUCACGUUCUGUUGUCCUACACCAGGAGGAAACAAGGUGAUGACCGGUCAUCUUCAUGUCUAUCAAGUUCUGUUGUCCUACAUCAGGAGGAAACAAGGUGAUGACCGGUCAUCUUCAUGUCUAUCACGUUCUGUAGUCCUACACCAGGAGAAAACAAGGUGAUGACCGGUCAUCUUCAUGUCUAUCAAGUUCUGUUGUCCUACAUCAGGAGGAAACAAGAUGAUGACCGGUCAUCUUUACGUCUAUCACGUUCUG
This is a messenger RNA of Haliotis rufescens (red abalone), 1207 nucleotides long. RefSeq names its product methyltransferase-like protein 27. The record is from RefSeq and is a predicted model, not a curated record. The transcript is spliced from 6 exons. Lineage: Eukaryota; Metazoa; Mollusca; Gastropoda; Lepetellida; Haliotidae. The coding region runs from base 57 to 722 and encodes 221 amino acids.